AGUUGUAACCGCGCUCUUUCCCUGGACACGUCGUAACAAUUCGCGAUCGUGGCGUCGGGCGUUGUUUUAAUUGGGAAUGAUUGUUCCUAAUCGCGUUUUGAUUCUACUUGUGCCAUCGGUUGGACGUUCGGAGUGUUAUGCAAGUGCGACAGUUGGACUGAUGCAUUUCUCUAAUUUGUGCAUGCAUAGGUCAAGGUUAAUCAGAUGGAAACAGACCAGCACAGUUUAAUGUUCGCGAGCGAGCGAAGCAGCUGGCAUUGGAAAUAAAUAGUGUAAAAAUGCAAUUACAAUUUGCAAGUAUUUGAAAGUGUAUGAAUAGUUUACGAUUUAAUAUAUUGUGGCAGCAGAGCAUAAAUUUAUAUGUGAAACUAAAUAGAUAAACUUGAAGAGAGCAAAAGUGAAACAUGCGCCAUUAUCGGAUGAGCCGUUGAAUGCAGAUGAACAGCUGAUUGCCGAUAGCACGCGCGUGAAUUAACAGACGACGUGUAGACGGUAGACACAUCACAAAACUAUUUGCGGCAAUAACGGAAGAGAAAGCUGCAUGCGGUGGCGGCAAAUGCAUCGGUGAUCAUGAAGCGUGAGAAAGGAUGGUGCGAACAGCUUUGCUUCGAAGGCGGAUUCCUGUUGCUUUGCUGUGUCCUCUGUGUCAACUGUGACGAAGCCAUACCGUUUCCAAGCUCGACACCAAUAGAUGUAGAGGUUACAGCGGAACUAGCACCCACCACGGAAAGUAUCCACACAACGAAAGUGAUAGAGGAAAUAACUGAUAAUAGUAUUACAACAAUUAGCCCUACACGGGGUCAGCAUAGGAAGGAUUUUGAUCUACUCGCGACUACGGUCGAUGACAUUGACGAGUUGUUCGAAUCCAAAACGGCUACACAGACUCAGAUCGAAAAUGGCAGUGGAGGUCUUACGGAACUGGUUACAGUUAAAAAAGAUACGUUGCUAAAUUGUUCCAGCAAUUCUUUCAAUAGAACCAUCAUUGACUUGUCUGUCGGGGGAGACUACCGGCACAUAAGUCCUCGAGCUCACACGCGUCGUAAUCAUGAAGAGCCAAUUUCAGAGGACGAUCGCGUUGCAGGAGAAACGGAACGCGAUAACGACACCUCCCUAACGGCUGGCCUCGACAAUUUAAUUUAUUCUCUCGAGGGAGACUACACAGUUUCAUUGAUUACCGACCAAGACGAUUUCGGCGCCAAUCUUUUUAUUGUGGAUCGCAUCAACGAGCUUCAAUUGAUAAAUGAUAAUGGCACUUUGGGAAUGCGUAUUGUGAUUGUACAAAACAGAUCCAACGUUCAGCGUCGGCUGGAGGAGGAGGUUCGAUAUUUGGGGGAGUGUGUGCCUCAAUCCAUUGGAGUCUUCGUUUCGCUAUCUUUAUGGCCAGUAAUCCAAGCACUGGUAGAUACGUUGGAUUUAAAUAUCUACCCAUUCCCCUGUUCAAAUGAUCUUCUCUACGCCAAGGCAGCCCAUCUGCUUUAUGAACUGCCCUGGUCGAAUCCGAACUCUUCGGUAACGGUGCGAUCAGACCAGGCCGAAUACACCGAAAAGUUUAUUGCGAUGUGUCGGCAUCACCAUCUCUGUCUGGACAGUUCUCCAAGCAAUCAUUCGAUUUCCAUCAUCCUGGGCUCUACUGGAGUCGCCAACUUCGCCACAACCGACACGCUGAUUGUGGUUUUAUCCGGCCAAGACAAGCUAUUUGUUUCAGAUCUUCCGGAUGGAUCCUAUGUGAUUGCAGAAAAUGAAAUCAGUCUUUCUUCGUUUGAAAAUCAGUUGGAUAUAAUAACGAAUCAGCGGUAUGGCACAAAGUUUCUAUCAAGCGAUAUAUUCUCCUCUGCAUCGGUGUUUUUAGAGAUAGUCGAUUUGCUAAAUCUAUCUGCUAGUCAGAACUGCCAAACUAAUAGCAGUGAUCACUGUGGAAGUUUGAAUGAAACCUUGAGGAAUUGGAAGUACUACGCUAAACUAUCCUCGCAGAAAACUGUGUCGGAAUUAAAAUUGGAUAACCUCACGCAACUCAUGACAUUUGAACUGAGACAAAAGUUUAGCUACGUGCUGAAUUCAUCAGAAGUAGUGCUUGAUUUGAAGCCGAUUGCCAGUUCCAACAUCGUGACCAAUGUGACAACGGUUUAUCAAUUGAAUGAGCUAAGUGAUAUUUCCAACGGUGCAUUGAAGCUAGGAAACAUUUUCUAUUGUACCAAAGAAUUUGAAAGUCGUCAUCCUGACUUUGGAAAUCAUCGCCGGCCAGUUUACUAUGGAAACGAGUACGUGGAGAUGUAUUGGCAGAUAAAGCAAGAGCCCUGGGUGGCUGGAGGACUCACGAUCUCCUCGUUGGGAAUCUUAUUCUGCAUGGCGAUAUUGAUUUUUUUGGUUGUUCGUGUUUGCAUGGACGAUGUCCUCGAAGGAAAUCCGCUGAGCAGCAUACUGUUACUAGUUGGUCUGAUAUUUCAAUUCUCCGCUUUUCUUCCAUUCAGUCUCGAAUAUACGGGUUACCUGCCACAAUUUUUGCACAAGGCGGACACAAUACACAAGUGGAAUACCUUAUGUACGGUUAAGAUUUUCCUGGUUUCUGUGUGCUAUUGCAUCACUUUUUCUUUGCUGCUUUGCCGAGCUAUUAUGCUCGCAUCUAUAGGAAGUGAAGGAGGAUUCCUAUCUCACGUCAAUGGAUAUCUACAGAGUGUCAUUUGCGGGUUCAGCACACUGGUUCAACUUGGACUAUCAUCGCAACUGGUCAUUGUACUACAAGCGAAUGCUCGCAAUAUCUCGUGCCACGAGCUUUACUUCGGGAACUGGUUUUGGGCCAUCAUAGCGUACGAUGGGCUGCUCUUGGGGGCACUAGUAUCUUUGUCACCAUUCAUCUUCAGAUCACAGAGAAAUUACCGAGAAGGUAUACUACUGGUAACUGGUUCGAUUUUAUGUCUGGUUAUUUGGAUAACGUGGAUUCCGCUCAGUAUGUUCGGCUACGAAUGGCGAGAAGCAUCUGUAUCGCUCGGAAUGGUAGCAACUGCGACGGCCAUUCUAGUUGGUGUAAUGGUUCCACGGUGCUUCCUCAUGGUUCGCAGCAUUGCAAGAUCAGAUCUAGUGCAAGCUCUUCCAUCGUUGACUUCACUGGCGUUUGCUCAAACAAAUCAAUACAUUUCCGAUCAGAGUGUGUACGAGUGCGUCAACCCUGCCAUGCGCCAGCAGCGUUCUACCACUGCGGAAACCUUUCUGGAGCAUGACGUGGACGAUCCUUACUUGGCGACCAGUGAAAUCCCGACGUUACCUUUACGUGGAAAUCGCCGGAGUCAGCAUCAGGGAGCGAAUGGGAAUGGUUCGGUUAAUUUUUACGGUAUUAGCAAUCCCUACGGUUGCCCGGAUUCUCUUACUUCUGAACUAUCGCCGAACAAGAUAACCCGGUUUUAGGGGCCUACCGGUUAAGGAUCAAUUUUCCAUGAUUCGACGUAGACAGCAUCAUUCCAAAGAUAUUCGGUAUAAGCUAUGUGUUUCAUGCGACUCGCGCUACGACCUAUCAAUCUAGUCAGCAACAUUUUGUACAUUUCUUGAUUAAGGAUCAACUUCUUAUUUUGUACUAUUUAUUUCGAACUCUCACCACGUUAGACCUAAGUGAUAAAAUAAAAUGAGUGAGCUUGAUUUUAAACAAA
Topomyia yanbarensis is the source of this 3638-nucleotide messenger RNA. It is a transcript of the gene boss, whose product is annotated as protein bride of sevenless. Gene Ontology annotation, molecular function: sevenless binding; adenylate cyclase inhibiting G protein-coupled glutamate receptor activity. The record is from RefSeq and is a predicted model, not a curated record. The transcript is spliced from 7 exons. Gene Ontology annotation, cellular component: membrane. Gene Ontology annotation, biological process: G protein-coupled receptor signaling pathway; visual perception. Lineage: Eukaryota; Metazoa; Arthropoda; Insecta; Diptera; Culicidae. The coding region runs from base 571 to 3399 and encodes 942 amino acids.